UAUGUUGGGCAAAUUAGAAAAAUAUUUUUUAAAUUUACUAGAUUGUAUCGAAAGUAUUAUACUAGCAUAAACUUGCUCUGCACCGCCAUCUGUUGGCGACCACUCGAAGUUUCUUUGAAAUUGCAUCGGCUAAGCUUUCAGUUUAGCAGAGCUUGCAGCGCUGUUAAGGUGCUCCCACUCCACAGUGUCCGUUUGCAGCGCUGUUAAGGACACGGCAACUUGUUGUCUUCCCGCUGUUAGCGAUUCGCAUCGUCCAUUGUAACUCAUUCGUCAACAGACUCUCGUGCGGUUCGGUUCUCAGCCUCAGCUUUUGAAUUCAGCAUACUCACAUCACAUUCGCAAGUCACUGGUCACUGGUCACAGUUCGCAGUCACGCAGUUACUACUUUUGCCCGGUUUUCGAGUUUUCGAAAGAUAUUCGAAAGUGCUGAACAUACAUUAUUUUUUUUUGGUUUUUGUGCUAAGCUAAGAAAUUGAGUAUAUAUACAUAAAUAUAUGAUACACAUAAAGUGAAAAAGCGUUCUGAAUACCAUUUUUCAAUUCGAAUACAAACGACCGAGCCGAAGUGAAAGAGUGUGUGUGGCAAAUAUUUAAAUCCCAUUUGCGUUCCGAUUCGGAGGAGGAUUUGGCGGAGAAAGCUUGAGACACAGAGAACACACCGCAGUCAAAGAGUAAAAAGCAAGUAAUUCAAGCAGCCAAAAUGCGUCGCUCCUCGUUCACGCCCGUCUUCAACUUGAGCACCCAGGAGCCGCUGAUCGUGGUGGAGGAAUCGCACACCGCCGAGGAUGGCGAUGACUUGGAGGGUGCCGCCGGUGGCUGUGAUCCCACUGCGGCCGGCACACGCCGCUCCAACAGCGAUGACUCCGAACCGGACUCGCCGGUGAAUCCCUACCUGCUCUGCCCCUUUCCCGAUAUGCAGCAGCGGCGCAAGCAUUCGCUGCCCUCGCUUCAAAUUACCGAGGGCAUCACCGCCAGCCAGGUGCGUCGAUUGUCGGAGGUGGGCGGCGAGACUGGCGGGCUCAGUCCCAAGGAGGUCGAGUUCCUGGCCACGCUCUCGCAGAAGGCCAAUCCCACGGCCGGCGGACGCAGGCACUCGGUGGUCACCAUAUCGGCGGUGCCGCCAACGCUCUUCGGACGCAAUCGCCGCGAGUCCAUUUCCGGCGUAUCCUUCAGUGGCAGUCGCCGUGGCAGCGUCAUCGCCGGACCGCCGUUGACCGAUCACCGCGGCAGCGUGCACAACUUGCAGUUGGACAUCAUGGACGGUAUCGUCCAGCAGCGGAAGACGCGAAGCGGAAGCGGCGUCUGGACAGCGCCCGUCCUGCAGGAGGCCGAUAGCAAUGUGCCCGUGCAGACAUAAGCGGCUGAAGGACACGCAGGGUAGCUGGGGGCGGAAAGGACGAAAAAUGGAUGCAUGGACGAAUGUGGAGAAGGAUGGAUGGAUGAAUGGAUGGCUGGAUGGGAUUUCUUCGACAGAUGAACGGAUGAAUUGGGUUGGACACUGGGCAAUACAAACAACCAAAUGCCUGGAAACUCCGCCAACUCGAACUGCAACCGGACCUUUAUUAACAUUUCGUGCUUUCCCCCCGACACAGAAAAAAAACCCUCACACUCUGCCCCCCUCCGAUUUUCCACCGGGAAAUUGCUUUUCGCGGCUGCCGCAUAAAGCAAACAAACAAACCACAAAAACCGCACGAAACAAAAAAAAAAAAAAAAAA
Messenger RNA from Drosophila mauritiana, 1714 nucleotides. RefSeq lists its product as uncharacterized. The record is from RefSeq and is a predicted model, not a curated record. NCBI's taxonomy places the organism in Eukaryota, Metazoa, Arthropoda, Insecta, Diptera, Drosophilidae. Bases 700 to 1356 code for a protein of 218 amino acids. The transcript has 3 exons.